AGCGGUCCCAGUGAGACGAGUUGAGCCGAGCCGCCUUCCGCCGCCGCAGUAACCCCUACACACAACAACCCAACGAGGCAUCCCCCACUCUGAAUCGCACAACAGCCAGAGCGGAAGUGCUAGUCAGUCGGCGAGCGACCUUCCGACAUCACGGGUUAGCUUUUACCACAUAGAUAUAUAUAUACAUAUACAUAUAUUUGUAUAUAUACAUAUACAACGGCCCAAACGUAUUAACAUCAACUGGCCGCACAGGAGCAUUUACCGGCGGGGGAGAGUACCCUUGCCACUGCUUCAGCAUUAUCAUCAUCAUCAUAAUCAUUGUUAUCCACUCACGACUGUUAUUACACUCCUGACGUCCAACGCCACCAGUCUCCCCACCCCUCAUCACUCAAUCCAACGGUUUCAUUGGCUGACAGUGUCCCAUCCCCCUCAAGUCUUCGGCAUUUACUUUGUUCUAAAUUUCUCACAUUGAGAUUUAGAACUGCCAGAGCUGAAUUGACAGAAAUAAUUACUGAAAGUAAUUCAUGAUAUCGCGAUCGGUGGAGUAACGGUGGAAUAAUUGACACAUUCAAUCGGUGAAGUAACGGAGUUUUUGUGAAAUAAUUACCGGAUUUUGUCUUCAAGUUUUGUUCACCAGAGUAUACAGGAGUUAAACUUGAAAAGUUGAACGUAAAUAUACGAAGUGAUUGACCGUGGAAUAUCGGGGCAAACAAGUGGUAGCUGAAACGUCAACUCAGACGCGAUUGAACACGGCAUCUCCUGUGCAUACUUGUUGAGCAUACCGACGAUUCCGACGCUCCUCUCACCAUUACUUAUUCCCAGGCGUUCGAGAAUCGUCAGAAAGGGGGAGGAGAAAAAACAAACGAUAGAGCCAAUAAGUGAGUUAAAGGAGGAUAGAUAAUAGUAUUUGGGUAUUUGGGAUUCUCACAGAUACACUCUCUGUUAUCUUGUGCUGUUGAUCUCUUCUGGCUGUACUUCGUUAAUAGUUAACCACGUGCGCGGUGAAAAAAAAAGUCAGUAGACUGGGAGUUAAGCUGCCGUUGGCUUGCGAAUACACUUGGCCGUUAAUAAUUGACUGUCAGUGGUAACUGGGAAACAUCAUCUGGGUGCAUUAACUCCGUGAAAUUUAUAAUUUACAAAGUUGGCGGUAUAUUUAAUCGACAGUGACAGUAUAAAAGAGUGUUAUUUACACAUCAGAGUUGAUAUAGGAAGAAGAUUAAUAAAGUUGUGUGAGUAUAAUAUAUCAAAAUCACGUCAACAGUUGUGCGUAGAAUUGAAAAGAAAUCUGAAGUACUCAAGGUGAUACAUCAUCAGAUUGGAGUGAGUGGUUGCAGUGGCAUUGGUAACGAUCAAGUAAGGGGAACAAGUAGUGAAAGAUAUCACUGGUCGGGCCAGUGGUGUAACAAUUGUACGAGAAGACGGGAUAUUAGUGAGGCCUCGGCGUCAAGCGCCUUGGCUCGUAGUACAUCGGGCCCCGGGGCUGCGCUGGUGGGUUGCCUUGUUGGUGUCUACCCGUGCUCCUCAUCCACGGGACCCAGGGGCCCCCCUAUAUCCCAUCAUUUAAUUCAAACUAUACCUAAUCAGAAUCAGGGCUGUCGUGCCUGUUGCUGUACCCAUAGCAACCAACCAGCACCGGUUCAACUCACUAGCCAACGAGCCGGUCUAUCUCUGAGGGUUGCGAGGGUGGCGACCACCACCUCCGUCCGCGCCGCCCCCUACGCCCAUCCCCAGCAUCAAGGCCUAGGACAGGAGUGCAGGUAAAUCCUCUGGCCAUGAGCAUUUAGAGAAAAUAAAUAAACAAAUUAAUAAGUCACAAUUAAUAAAAGAAAAUUCUGUUGAUCCACUGACCCUCAUCCUCACCCUUAGCGCUAUGAUUGUUUGUAGGAAGUAACAUUCAGUUGUUGUAAUAAUUUUUCUCCCCUUCCACUUUGUUAAAAAAUUUUUUUUGUCAUUUUGCAUUUUGAGUUGAAGCCAGUAGUGAAUUUUGUGUGGGAUUUAUUGGAAAAAAAUUGCAAACAAAAGAGAAAAAAAAUCCCAAAAAAAGGUGUAGGGAGGAGACGAGCGCUGUGGGUGGAGGUGGUGCGCACAUUCUCGGUAGCCCGAUGCUGUUCGUCCCAUUUACGGUGCCCACCUUCCCCGCAACACAUCAGACUACCCAUCCUGUGCAUCAGACGCAUCAUCAACAAUUGGGUACACCAGUGGCGAAUCCAGUGCAACAUCAAGCAUCCCAAAUCAAUCAAUUGAAUCAACUGAAUCAUUCAGGACAUCAGGGAAUUGGUACAGGUACGACCAAUCCAGUGACUGUACACAGUGCCAAUUGUUCACCACAACAGCAGCAGCAUACGAGCCAGUCACAGUCACAGCCACAGUUACAAUCACAGCAAACUCAGCAACAGGCAACAACACCAAAUAAGGAAAUGAAAGUCAACUGGGCAACAUCACCGGGAAACCAGCCAAAGCAGGACACAAGCAAACACUAUCACAUAUUCGUUGGAGACUUGAGUCCGGAGAUCGAGACGCAAACGCUGAGAGAAGCUUUCACACCGUACGGUGACAUCUCUGACUGCAGAGUUGUCAGAGAUCCACAGACCCUCAAGUCCAAAGGAUAUGGUUUCGUCUCGUUCGUGAAAAAAUCGGAGGCGGAGACUGCAAUUACCGGAAUGAAUGGUCAGUGGUUGGGGAGUAGAGCCAUCAGGACGAAUUGGGCGACUCGUAAACCACCGCCUCCAAAAUCAGAAGCAAAUGCCAAACCAUUGACAUUCGACGAGGUGUACAAUCAGAGCAGCCCGACAAACUGUACGGUCUACUGCGGUGGCCUGACAAACGGACUCACCGAGGAACUGAUGCAGAAAACCUUCUCAGCCUUUGGUUCUAUCCAGGAGAUUCGAGUCUUCAAGGACAAGGGUUACGCCUUCGUGAGAUUUUCCACAAAAGAAUCGGCAACACACGCCAUCGUUGCGGUUCACAACACAGACAUCAAUGGUCAAACGGUCAAGUGUAGUUGGGGAAAGGAGAGUGGAGAUCCAAAUAAUGCACAGCAAACGGGACAACCACUGUCUUCAGCCACGUACCCUUACUACGCUGCUGCAGCGGCGCAGCUGGCCGCAGCCGCAGCCGGUGGUGUGGGUAGUGUAGGUGGUGUUGGUGGUGCUGGACAACUGUCAUACUGGUAUCCUCCCCAAUCUUAUCCUACGACUGCUGCAACGCAAAUGCAAGCAGGUGGAUUUCUUCAAGGGAUGCAGGGCUACACAUAUGGACAAUUUGCUGGCUAUCAGCAGGCACAGUAUAUGGGAAUGGGUAUGGGUGUUCAUGCGGCGGGCACAGCAGCAGGAUGGGGCCAGGGUUUACCCGGUGGACCUCAGUUACCGCCUCACCAUGCAACGACAGUGACGGCGCCUCCUGGUGUACAAACUGCCCCACCACCCCCACCACCACCAGCACAAAUGAUGGCCUAUCCUAUGCAACAAUUUCAGGGACAUGAGCAAGAGAGGACGUAUGACCUGCCUCGAAACCUGAACUAAUAGACUAAUUUGCCUUCUCAUGAGAAAAACAAAUCGGACACAAGACUUAACCAUUCGUUUGUGUGUUCAAAUCG
Diachasmimorpha longicaudata is the source of this 3595-nucleotide messenger RNA. RefSeq lists its product as uncharacterized. NCBI's taxonomy places the organism in Eukaryota, Metazoa, Arthropoda, Insecta, Hymenoptera, Braconidae. Gene Ontology annotation, molecular function: mRNA binding. The transcript has 10 exons. Bases 2103 to 3521 code for a protein of 472 amino acids. The record is from RefSeq and is a predicted model, not a curated record.